CCGGACGACGAAGCAUCUCUCUCUCCGACACGGCAAAGCACGAUUCAGACCAGAAGUGAAGCUUCGAAAGAUUUCAUUGUAAUGGGAGUUGUGUUUAUUUCAACUUCAGCUGCAAGAUCACCUCUGGGGCUAAGCACUGAUCUUCUGACACAACGGUCUUCACUGAAAAAGCCAUCCAUUGUUGCUUUCAAAGCAGAUGAUUCCAUUCCCACCAACUCAUCUCUGAUCAUCGUCAAGCAAAAGGAGAAGAGAGUAGUAGCUACGAGGAGAAAGCCCUGUAAAGACACGAAAACACGAAAACCUCUAGAUCAAAACGUGGCUCCUUCCUGUCCCUUAGAUUACAACGAAGCCGCCGCGAGACUAGAAAGCAUUUACAAGCUUAGUCCUCCUCCUGCAACAUCCCUCGAGGAAGAAGAUGGUAUCGAUGGCAGCUCCAAAGUGAGAGCUCCACGGAGGAGGAAGAGGAAAGAGAGUGGAGAAGAGAAGAAAGUAGUUGUGAGGAACAAUGUGAAGAAAGAGAAGCGUCUGACUCUUGAUAAACGGAUCGCGUUGAAGAGAAACGUUCAAGAGAAACCGGUUAGCGCUUCUUCUUCUGCUAGGGAGAAAGUAACGAAGAAGCAGCAAGAGGAGGAGAAGAUCGAGAGGCUAGUGAGAGACUAUUCAGCUUCUAAUGAUAUAGUCAGCUUGGACUGGAAGAAAAUGAAGAUACCUCCUGUUGUUUCAUCCGCUGAACAUACUUGGUUGUUUAAGUUGAUGCAACCUAUGAAGGCUCUCCUUCAAGUGAAAGAUGAAUUGCAAAAGAGCAUGGGAAGAGAGCCGAGAGAAGCUGAAAUAGCUGGAGAGAUCAAUAUGAGUGUGGCUGAAGUGAAAAGGAAAAUUGAAAUUGGUAGGGCUGCAAGGAACAAACUUAUUAAGACCAAUCUCCGCCUUGUAUUGUUUGUUAUGAACAAAUAUUUUCAAGAUUUAACCAACGGACCGAAGUUCCAAGACCUGUGUCAAGCCGGUAUGAGAGGGCUCAUCACAGCCAUUGACCGGUUUGAGCCUAAAAGGAAGCUACGUCUCUCAACUUAUGGCUUGUUUUGGAUCAGACAUGCCGUCAUACGGUCUAUGACAACCUCUAACUUCACUCGUGUCCCUUUUGGACUUGAAUCGGUUAGAGUGGAGAUCUACAAAGCAAAGAUGGAGCUCUUGUUUGAGCUUGGAAGACUACCUACAGAGGAAGAGGUGGUUAAGAGACUCAAGAUCUCACCUGAGAGAUACCGCGAAGUCUUGAGAGCAGCUAAACCGGUUUUCUCACUAAACUCAAAACAUUCGGUUACUCAAGAAGAGUUCAUCAAAGGGAUCACGGAUGUUGAUGGUGUGGGAGCUGAUAACCGGAGACAACUUGCUCUCCUCAGGCUCGCUCUCGACGACGUGCUGGAUUCAUUGAAGCCGAAAGAGAGUCUGGUUAUUAGACAAAGAUACGGUCUCGAUGGGAAAGGAGACAGGACGCUAGGAGAGAUAGCUGGGAAUCUCAACAUCUCUAGAGAAAUGGUGAGGAAACAUGAAGUCAAGGCUUUGAUGAAGCUCAAGCAUCAGGCUCGAGUUGAUUACCUUCGUCAGUACAUCAUCUGAAAACCAAAGCAAACCGAACCAAACCUCCCCACUUAAACCUUUUGAGCGCAUGCUUGGUAUGAUUCAAACAGUCUUAUAACGUUGUUAUAGUUUGUGUAUAUAAUAAUAUCAGAGUUACUUAUAGCUAGGUAAGUAGUAAUCGUUGUAUUAAUAUCAUAUUAUUAUACUGAGCGGAUACGGAGAAGUUAUACAUGUAAAGUUUGAGACCUGGUAUACAAUGUUUUACAAAAAUCGAACCGGUA
Messenger RNA from Brassica oleracea var. oleracea, 1856 nucleotides. RefSeq names its product RNA polymerase sigma factor sigE, chloroplastic/mitochondrial. Gene Ontology annotation, molecular function: DNA-binding transcription factor activity. The record is from RefSeq and is a predicted model, not a curated record. Gene Ontology annotation, biological process: regulation of DNA-templated transcription; DNA-templated transcription initiation. The transcript has 6 exons. Lineage: Eukaryota; Viridiplantae; Streptophyta; Magnoliopsida; Brassicales; Brassicaceae. Bases 82 to 1614 code for a protein of 510 amino acids.